This is a messenger RNA of Dioszegia hungarica, 1245 nucleotides long. Its product is annotated as glycoprotease family-domain-containing protein. Gene Ontology annotation, cellular component: mitochondrion. The record is from RefSeq and is a predicted model, not a curated record. Gene Ontology annotation, biological process: mitochondrial tRNA threonylcarbamoyladenosine modification. The transcript is spliced from 7 exons. NCBI's taxonomy places the organism in Eukaryota, Fungi, Basidiomycota, Tremellomycetes, Tremellales, Bulleribasidiaceae. The coding region runs from base 1 to 1245 and encodes 414 amino acids.
AUGCCGCCCUUCGCAGCAGUAUGCAGGCGACGUCUGUGCAGGUACUCAUCACGGACCCUCCAGCUACGAGCUCCUUCAACCGGCCGCUGCCUGACGACAAGAACCGGGAGACCGCUCACGGUCCUGGCGCUCGAAUCAUCCGCAGAUGACUCGUGCUGCUCCAUCAUCACCUCCUCCCGCCAGAUACUCGCCAACGUAGUGAUCAAGCAACACCUCCUCAAUGCUCAAUAUGGGGGUAUACAUCCUCUCAGGGCGCAAGAAGCGCAUGCGGCCGGUGUGCCUCUCGCUAUAGCUCAAGCACUCUCUGAAGCGCGUAUGAAGCUCGAGGACGUCGAUGCGAUAGCCUAUACUCGCGGACCGGGCAUGUACGGCUGCCUGUCGGUAGCUGCGGGGAGUGCGAAGGCGUUGGCUACGAGUGCGGGGAAGCCGGUAUAUGGGAUACAUCACAUGCAAGCGCACGCCCUCACUCCGCUCCUCACUGAGCUGGAGCCGCCAGAGUUCCCAUUCUUGGUCUUGCUCGUCUCGGGAGGUCAUACGCAGCUGGUCUUGGCGAAGGGUCUGAACGAGUUUAGGAUAGUAGCGAAUACGCUGGACAACUCUGUAGGGGACGCCUUCGACAAGGCUGCUCGGCUCCUCAAUCUCCCCGCAUCCUCAACCCACAACCCAGGCGCACUACUCGAACAGCAAGCUUCCCUCCCUAGUCUGCCGCCCUUCGAUACCGAGCCCCUUCCACCCUUCCCAAUCCCUCUAUCCCCGUCCUCUUCCGCUUCGAAGCAGCACAAGCGACAGCAUGGCGGGCCAGUAUUCUCUUUUGCGGGCUUGUUGACGCAUACGGGAAGGGUAGUGGAGAGUCUGAGAAAGGAGGGGGUUAGGGAAGAGGCGAUCUGGAGGGAGGUUGGGAGAAGGUUCCAGGUGGCGGCGGUCGGGCACCUGGUCCAGCAGAUCAGGGGCGUAUUGAAGACAAAAGUGGAGCGGGUAAAGGGGUUGGUGGUCAGUGGGGGAGUGGCGAGCAAUCUCUAUCUCCGCCAUCAACUACAAGCUAUGUCGGAUGCGCUCCCACCUGGCCGUAAAGUAAAGCUGUACUACCCCCCUCUCGAGCUCUGUACCGGUAUAGAUAAUGCAGCAAUGAUAGCCUGGACGGCGAUCGUUCGGAUACAAGCUGGAGCUAGGCCAGAGGAGUAUGGUCUCCCCAUCCGGCCAAAGUGGAGUCUGGAGGACCUGUAUGAUGAUUUGCCGGAUAGAUAG